Molecule: messenger RNA, 1017 nt
Organism: Acaulospora morrowiae
Lineage: Eukaryota; Fungi; Glomeromycota; Glomeromycetes; Diversisporales; Acaulosporaceae
Source: the annotation of a GenBank genome assembly
AUGGAAGAGGAAAAAAAAAAAGAGAAAAAUAGAACUUUCACCUAUGCCAAGAAAGGAAAAGGAAAAGUAUCAGAUACAUUAGUUCAAGGCAACAAUAACAGCAUUAACAAUAUCAACAGCAAUAACAACAUCAACAGCAACAACAAAAAUGUGAACACAUUUUGCAAUAGCAAAAAGAGAAUAGCAAGUAGAUCCUUCCUCAAACAUGUCAGAGUGGAAGAGCCAACAGAAGAACCAAACAUCAUGACUAUUUUCAGUAACUAUACAGAUGCCGAGGAAGCAUGCAUAUAUCCAAUCUCAGAGUUUGAAAACUCUAAACCAAGAUUAACAUUGACACUCAACAUAUACGAAACCAAUCGCAAAUCAGUCAGAAUUUGGGAUAUUCCCCAAAACUUUUCCAAGAAAGAUAUCACGACAAGAUCUAUAAAAUUUGGUCCUAUUGAGUACAUCCAGAUACAAACAAUAGGAUCCCACAAAGAAACAAGACUAGAAAGAGAUGAAUUCAGCAUUACACUAACCAAGUUUCCAGACUCGAUGACAGCUCAAGACCUCAGUGACAUCAUGCAACAAGUCGGCGCCAAAGCGUGUUAUACACCGCAAACAAAUGAAACAUUUAGAAGAACACAAGCUCACAUGAGUGGCCAGAAUAGCGAAACUUUGUCACUACUGACAUACCCCAAAGACAGAUUCUCCACAUAUCGAGAGGAAACACACUACAACAAUGGAAACCAGUAUAGACAUGAUGAAUCCAACAGAAGUUAUACUGAUGUAACUCGAGGGACCAACAUGCACCGCCUCUUAAAUGGCGUGCUCCUUGCUCUCGUCCACCACGUACAAAAAACAAUAACUGAAGUACAACACCAGAUAAGUCAACUAGAGAAAAGAGUUAGCACAUUAAAGGAAGACGUAGCACACAGACACAUGGAUGAAAUGGAAGAAGACACAGAAUCCACCUUGGACUUCACAAUUUUCACAACAGAACAACUAAUCAAGACAGAAGACAUCAAAACAACUUAA